CCUGCAUAGAUUAGCAAAACAGAGUUUAGCGAUCAGACAAGUAGCUGGACAUUAAAGAAAGGGAACUAUAAGAGGACGCACCACAUAGGAGAAUUCAAGGUCUUAGUGAAUGCACCAACAUAAUGCCAAUUAUGGGAAUGAAAUCAUUUUGUUGUUUCAUGGAUUAUUAUUUGACUGUAAUUCUGAUUGGAUCUCAGCUGUGGAGCAAUAUUGUCUGUCAACAGCUCCCUGGAUAUAAUAUUUAUACAUGUCCAUCGGUGACGGUGCAGCGCGGUCUAUGUAUCCAUGUUCCAUGCUCAUUUACCGUGCCCAGUGAUGUACAGUUAUCCCUAUCUACCACUGGUACAUGGUUUCUGAUACAAAAUGGAGAUGCAUACGUUGCUGCUUCUAAAAAUAAUGCUAAACAUCAGACAAAUGGACGCUUCUUCCUGACCGGAAAUGUGUACAGAGGAGACUGCUCAUAUUCCAUAGAAGACCCAUUGCCUACAGAUGAGGGAUUAUAUUUUUUCCAAAUUGAAGAUGGUGCCACAAAGGUCCUCUAUACUUAUAUUAUACCUUAUGUGGAUGUAAUCGAGCUCACAGAUACACCUAUCAUCUCCUCUACAAGGCUGGUGAGGGGGGAGGAGGUGACAUUGACCUGUACAAGUCCUGGUAGAUGCUGGACAACACCACAGAUAACAUGGGAAGGAACCUUGACUGAUACAAGACAGAAGAAGUAUGAUUUAAUCUAUGGAGAUGGCAGGAGAACCUUCCAUUCCAAUAUCACAUUCACCCCAAGGAAGUCACACAACAAUUCUCUAUUAUUCUGCAAAGUGACCUUCAAAUCAGGAGUGACCACAGUGAAGCAGCGAGUGUUGAACGUUGAAUAUGGAGAAAAAAAAUUCUAUGACCCUUCUGUCUAUGUACCUUCAGCUGUAGAAGAAGAUAAAAGUUUCAGUGACCCUACUGUCCACGUUCCUCCAGCUGUAGAUGAAGAUAAAAGAUUCACUGACCCUACACUGCUUAUCCUAGCGAUAAUCGGACCAAUCUGCCUCCUGCUGCUUGCAUUGCUUGCAUUUGCUUGUUGGAGGAAAAGGCAGGGGAAGCCGACAAUGGCUGAGAAGCCGACAAGCGCUGAGCCUGAACCCAUAUAUGCCAAUCUAAAGUUGUCAGAUAUUACAAGUGCAUACGAUCAGCUGGAGCCUGAAAUCCCCGCAUAUAUCGAUGUUCUAGGAUCAGAUGUGGGCCCAGCUCUCUAUUAUGAAAAUGAAAAAAAAAAAACGAAAAAAACAAACAACAUUUUUAAAAUGAGAACAUAAUCAUUAGUGUUAAUCGCGAAUAUUCUAAUCGCCAAUUUUUAUCGUGAAUAUCGGCACUUCGAGAAUUCGCGAAGAUCUAGAAUAUAGUGCUAGCUCUUCGUAAUCGCAAAUAUUAUAGAUUUCUUUUUUUCAACUGUACCCUCA
This is a messenger RNA of Bufo bufo (common toad), 1442 nucleotides long. RefSeq names its product sialic acid-binding Ig-like lectin 8. The record is from RefSeq and is a predicted model, not a curated record. Lineage: Eukaryota; Metazoa; Chordata; Amphibia; Anura; Bufonidae. The transcript is spliced from 8 exons. Bases 123 to 1298 code for a protein of 391 amino acids.